Bicyclus anynana (squinting bush brown) is the source of this 4531-nucleotide messenger RNA. RefSeq names its product torso-like protein (gene tsl). Bases 377 to 1396 code for a protein of 339 amino acids. The record is from RefSeq and is a predicted model, not a curated record. The transcript has 7 exons. Lineage: Eukaryota; Metazoa; Arthropoda; Insecta; Lepidoptera; Nymphalidae.
AGUCAGUGACCGAAACAAAUCGAGGGAGGAGUGUCGCUACCUUGCGCUAAAAAUACUAAUAUCGAAACAGUUGGCUUCAAAAAACAAACUGCUAACUUAGAUUUCUGUGGCAAGCAUGAAACAUUAUUAUAAUUAAAAGCAAACCGCGGCCGUGAACAGUCUUACUCUCUGUUUUCUUGUUAUGUUUCCUCUUUAUUUUGAUAAAUAAGAUAUUAUUGUGAUUUCGCGGUAUUCUCGCGGGGAUCCUAUUGUGUGGACAUAAAACAGUGUACCUAUGUAAUUAUGAAAGGAUGUUAAUAACGUCUAUUGAACAAAUAUCGGUGUUGGUGUUUUGAAAUUGGAUGGGAUUGCACUACUGGUGUGAAGAGUCGGUGUGAUGGUGCGGGCGGCGGUGCUCCUGCUGGCGGUAGCACUGUGCCGCGCCGCCACACUCGACUCCGAGCUGGGCGUCGGCAAGUCCAUCAACAUAUUCAUGAGAUAUGGUUACCUCAGCAUAUGCAUGCGAGUGGUGCCUCGCAACGACACCGAUGGCUGGGUGUUCCGUGAGCCAACUGUCAGUGUGUUCCGAGACGUCGACCGGUUCGUGGUGGCGCCCAAACCGAGGCAGGCGAAGACGCUGUUCGACGGAGACUUUCAUAUGGAAUUCUGCGAUAACUUGAAACAGCUGUUGCAGGCGUACUUUAGGGAUUUCAGCUUCGAAAGGUUGGAAAGGCCAUGGCGCGCGUUCACAGCCGGCUGGCCGACUGACAUAAUGGCCCGUAACCUGGGCAUUAACUCUUCCUUCAUCAAUGGCGACCAUUGCUACGUCCUUGUGAGGGUAUCGAGGUUUCGAGAAACAGCCAAACUAAAAGACUUACCAACAAACAUAGCUGUAGAAGACGUAGUCUAUGAGGCCAUAGACGAGACCUUGAUAGGGGACACGGUGUCGAUCGCAGACUUCGUGCGCAAAUACGGGUCGCACUACAUAGCGUCCUACAUCACGGGUAACUCGCUCUACCAGGUGUUCGUAUUCUCGCGGGGCAUGUACUCGCGUAUCAAGGAGCGAGUAAAGUCGCGCGGCGUUGCCGACAUACCGCUGAGCGAGAUGAACGACUACUUCUCUCCUCUGUUCGCCGAGCAUGUUGGCGCUGUCAAGGUGGCCAGUGGUAAUAAGACUGUAGAAAGUUGGGCGAUGAAACGUCUAAGAGUACAUUACUAUAUAUUCUCUUACCCAAGUCUCCUCAAAUUGCACGGAGAACCGGCGUUAUUGAGGAACCUGGACACGUUACUGGGAAACGAAGCUUUAUUACAAUUAGAAUUAAAGACAUUAUCGCCUGCAUUCAAGGAUGCGAAGAAGAAAAAGUGGUUCGAGGAAGUCAUAGACAAUUAUUUGAAAUUGUGGGAGAGUAAUAUGUGAUAGAGGUUAUAGACCAAUGAUCUGCCUAGAUUAACCACUAGAGAUUUCGUCACGUGACCAAAACAUAUCGUAUUUCUCUGCCUACCUUCAAAAAUCUAUUUUCAUACUUCGACAACUUUAACGUUGACAGAUAUUGAAAAGUAAAGAGACCUAUCUCAAGGGAUUUUUAGCUAAAAUAAAUCUGUUUGUAAAUUCCUCAAAAGCAUCAAAAUUUCCCUACUUCCGCUUGGACGAUUUAAGAUAAACCAAAGACAUUGGGGAAUAAAGAUAAAGGGGGAUUUAGCUAAAAAGAAUUUUCUUGAGAAUGAUAAAUUCUUUAAAAGUUUGUGUGACAAAAACUCUAGUGUGAGGCUAGGCAUAGUUAAAUUAAGCAAUUAUAGAGUUAUGUGAAAGACAAUAAAGUAAAAUUAUGUGGAUAAUUUCGAAAAGGCAAUAAAAUCGGAAUUAAAAUAGACAACGAUUGUGUCAGCUAUUUACCGAGUACAAUUAAUUGUGUGAUUAAUAUGCUGACAAAUUGUCAACGUAAACGCGAAUUUCUAAGGAUUUGAAACAGCGCCAUCUAGUGGCACUACUGCACAACUAUUUCAUUUCCAUAUAAAUUUGCGUUAACGUCAACGCGAUAGUAACAGUAUGAAAAUAUUGAAAACUCCCACUAGGCACACGUAUGUAGCGACCUUAAGUACUCAUUCGCACGAGAGUUUUUUAACGGACGUUAAAAAAGCGUUCAAAUAUAGUAUGUAGUUAAACAAAGGUCUAUUUCCAUCGUUAAAAAGCGUCUGGUUUUAAAAACGCUUACAUGUGAACAUAUACUUGGAAAUGUAUUUUUGUAUUUGAACGCUUUUUUAACGCCCGUUAAAAAAACUCUCGUGCGAAUGAGGGCUAAGUCAUCUUAGUCAAAAUGAUUAAAUAAAUAAAACACAAAAGUAAAAAUUCGUAAAUAGCUGCUGUGGUUCAAAAUUACAUAAAUUAUCGAAAAUAAAAAAAAACUGAUAUUUUUUUACUACUACUAUACAAAAAGAAUUUAAAGGAAUUGAAUUAGAUAUAGAUUUUCUAUGUAAAGUAUUUAUAUUUUUUUUAUCAAAUAAAUGUGAUAUAUUUUAUAGAUCUAAUAGAUUUUGUACGAAAAAAGCGAUGCGAUUUAUGAAUAGACUCGGAUAAGGUUUAGAUUUUUUUAGUAAACUACUGUUUUUAGGAAUUUAUGUAAAUAAGAUUUGAGUAUUAAUUUUAAUAUUUCUAAGAGUACGGUUUUUGUAUUUUCAAAACAGUCGUGAGAUGCCUAAAAAUCUUUAAAUGCUUGGUUUAAGUAAUUUAUAUUUUAUGACGAUGUUAUAGAAUAAAAUGUAUUCUUAGAAAUAUAUUUCUUCCUCAAUCAAUCAGUAAGAUGAACUGCGUAUGCGUACCUACUUUUCACGAUUGAUACAAAUGUUCACCACCAUCAUCGAUAUAAAUCGUUACAUGGGCCCCUCCCUCCUAAAGAACGCACAAUUUUAUGUCAUUACCCAAAGACGUGCACGCACAUCUUAUCUUAGUACGUAACAAGCGUAUGCUGUGAGUGGACGUGGACUUAAAAAAAUAUUUACUUUAUUUUUAUUUUAAUCCUUUAAUUAUGCCUUCGUGUUUAUUUUGGUAGUGUAAAACCCCAAGCUACAACAUGAAUAAAGAGGAAUGUGUUACGAGUGAUGACGUACUCAAUGUCCGAAACCAAUGACAAUGGGGAUGAUGACUGGAUGGUUUGAAUAUAUUGAUUUUUAUGAUAAUUUCGGGUAAAUGAGGUCAAUAUUAACUAAUUUAUACAUAAAAAGCAAAGAUUGUCUGGAUAUUUGCAAAAUAAAUAAGAUUAUAAAAUUUCAAAAUCUAUUAAAAAUCUUUUAUCGUAAUUAGAUGAAAAUUCAUACAGUUUUAGCUUCCUUAUAUUAAAUGUGACAUUUUUUAAUAAUGAACUAUAAACAUAAACGCACAAAUAACAAAGAUAUUAGUAAUUUUGUUUGAACGCACAUACAAAUCUAACGAUCGUUACAUUACCUACGACGUAAUUAGUUCGUGCCACUUUGUAUGGGGCGUUUUUCAGGGAUCCGCGGCAGCGCCGCAAAUCUGACUCUUUAAAUCCCUGUAGCUCCGAAAGUAAUGUUCGCAGAUACCCUGUUCCUUUUACAAAAUUGCUUUACUAUUAGCAUACUCUUAAUUUAUAUACAAUUUAAAAAACUGUUAUCAUCCCUAUUCGGCGACGCUUUGAGGCCUAUCUAAAGAUCUACGAUCGAUGACCACCAUAUUGUGUUUUCAUGGUUUAUUUUAGACCAUGGAUUGCUAAUGUGGCGGAGAAACAGACUGAUUUGGUCUGCGCAUCGAUUUCUUGGGUGGCUAUAUAUUAAAAAUGAGAGUCAAUAAUAAUUUAAUUAAAAAUGAGAGAGAAAGAAUCUAAAGUUUAACCACUUUACUGGCACCAAAACGCUUUUUGUUUGAAAAACAUUAUUAUUAAAAAACAUAAAAAUGGAACCGACUUCAAAGACGUAUUUCAGUUAUUUUGAUUUUAACACAAAAUUACUGAACCUAAAAAGUUCGACCAAUCUGGAAGUCUCUUUCAAACCAAAAAAGAAUUUUCAAAAUUGACGAAGUUAUGAGGUAACAAACAUUUAAAAAAACAUACCUACGCGUCAAUUUGAGAACCUCCUCCUUUUUUUGAAGUCGGUUAAAAAACCUUAAAAGAACUACUUAUAUUAUUUUUCCCCAUUUUGAAGUCGUUAUGCAUAAGUUAAGAAUUACUUUGACUUGACGCCACCUUCAAAAGGACAUGUAGGUACCUAUUGUAGUGCAUAUUUGUGUUACAUUAAAUCUUUUUGAAACUUUUUGAAUUUUUUUUUUAAUUAAGUACAUAGAAUGUGCAAAAGUUUUUAUAUCAAUGCGCAGUUCAUUUAAUACUUUGAAUAAACUAAACAGGUACACCGAUUUUAUUACGAAUAUAUUUUAAUUUAUGUGCAAUAAUUUUAAAUUUAUUUUUAAUUAUUAUAAUAAAUUAUGUACAAAAAUAAUUAUGCGGGAACAAAUAUGUGAAUGCAUUUACACACAAUCGAUUGAUUAUUAUAUAAAAUGAUGUAAAUAUGGUAAUAAAUUAUGAAAUUAAAUCGAUUUGUGACUGAA